Rhododendron vialii is the source of this 2652-nucleotide messenger RNA. RefSeq lists its product as uncharacterized. Lineage: Eukaryota; Viridiplantae; Streptophyta; Magnoliopsida; Ericales; Ericaceae. The coding region runs from base 1 to 2652 and encodes 883 amino acids. Gene Ontology annotation, molecular function: RNA-DNA hybrid ribonuclease activity; protein binding; nucleic acid binding. The record is from RefSeq and is a predicted model, not a curated record. The transcript has 3 exons.
AUGGGAAAUUGGGCCGAACUCCCAGAAGACCUACUCGUUCUAACUGCUAAAAAAAUAACUCUCUUCAAAGAUUUUCUCUCUUUUAGUGGAGUUUGUAGAUCAUGGCGUUCUGUUGCAAUCAACGACAAUUUCAAGGGAUCUGAACAAAUCCCAUGGCUUAUGCUCUCUGACAGAGACAAACCAGACGAGCGGCAGUUUGUUAGCUUGAGAAAAGGGAGUGUAAUUCGCACAGUCAAUCUACCAGAGGCAAGGGGAAAACGAUGCUUAGAGACUUUGGGUUGGUUAGUUACACUUGCUGAAGAUGGUGAGAUGAAUCUACUCCAUCCCUUCACUCGAGUUCAAAUAAAACUUCCCCAUGUCACUACCUUCAAAGACUACCACACGAAAAGCUUUUUCAAAAAUACGAGUUUCAUACGAAAGGCCGUCUUGUCUUCACGCCCGGAGGAGAGCAAAGAUUAUGUACUCAUGGUUAUACAUGGAAACUGCGGAUAUCUUGGUUUUUGGAGACUUGGAGAUACGUCCUGGACCAAGGUCGAAGUUGGCAUAGUUUCCUUUCUUGAUAUCAUUUUUCAUGAUGGACUAUUUUAUGGGGUCAUGUGUGACUUUGUUUUUGCUUUUGACGUUUGGGGGCCUGACCCGACUCGGCCAUGGAUUGUUCUGCAUGUACCUGACAGACGCAAAAUUGGGUCGAACGAGCAAUCGUUUCUAGUGGAAUCUGCCGGGGUGUUGCUACUGGGGAUGCGAGAUUAUCGGAAUAGCAGAUUUCAAGUAUAUAUUCCAGGCUGCUCUAAGAGAAAAAGGGAAAUGGGUGGAGAUAACGAGCUUAGGCAACAAUGCUCUAUUCUUGGUCAAUCUUAUGAUAUUCCAUGGCACAUUGUGUUUAUUACUGCUCUAUGGCAAAUUUGGAAGGACAGAAACAAAAAGAGUUUUGAUAACAUUGAGAUACCAAUCUGCAUUAGCGCCAGGAAUAUCAUGGUUUAUUCUCGGGAAAUUGUGGAAGCAUUCAAGUCCCCCCUCAUUAUGGGCUCUCAGCAAGCAUGUCUAAUAUCUUGGGUGAAUCCAAUUGCAAGUAACAUCAAACUCAACACGGACGGCUGCUGGUACGAAAUGAAUGGACGAGGAGGCUUUGGUGGAUUGUUCAGAGAUCACAAAGGCGACUGGAUUAUGGGAUUUUACGGAAGAAGGAACUUUUCAUCAAGCCUGGAAGCCGAGAUUUGGAGCAUCUACAAAGGACUAAAGAUCAUUCUGGAAAGGAAACUCAAGAACGUGGCAAUUGAAUCUGAUUCUCUCACGGCCGUCAAUCUGAUUAAGGAAGGGAACCCAAGCAAUCACCCGCAAAGUGUGCUCAUCAACGAAGCCCACUUCAUCAUGGCCAAGACCAACACGCCAAUCGAGCACACUUAUCGAUCAGCAAAUCAAUGUGCAGACCAUCUCGCAAGAAUGGGGGUCGAACAGACAGACGAACUCGUUUUAGUUAUGGACAUGCCCAUCUCCAUGAGAGAAUUUUUUCUUAGAGAUAGCCUGAAUAUCAGGCAGCAACAGCAGAAUAAGAACAUGGGAAAUUGGGCAGAACUCCCAGAAGACAUACUUGUUCUAAUUGCUAAACGAAUAACUCUCUUCGAAGAUUUCCUGUUUUUCAGUGGAGUUUGCAGAUCAUGGCAUUCUGUUGCAGUCAACGACAAUUUCAAGGGAUCUGAACAAAUCCCGUGGCUUAUGCUAUCCAACGAAGACAAACCCGACGAGCGUCGGUUUGUUAGCGUGAGAAAAGACAGUAUUAUUCGCACAGUCAAUUUACCAGAAGCUAGGGGAAAACGAUGUCUAGAGACAUUAGGAUGGCUGUUGACUACAUCCGAAGAUGGUGACAUCAAUCUACUCCAUCCUUUCACUAGAGUUCAAAUUAAUCUUCCCCAUAUCUCUACCUCCGAAUACUACCACCCGAGAAGGAAUAAGCAUCUGAGAUUCAUAAAUAAGGCCGUCUUGUCUUCACGUCCAGAGGAGGGCAAAGAUUAUGUACUCAUGGCUAUAUAUGCAGGCGGCGACACUGGCCGUGGAUUUCUUGCUUUUUGGAGAUCCCGAGAUAAGUCCUGGAUCACAGUCAACAUUAUUUGGUUCUGUGAUAUCAACUUUUAUAAUGGACUAUGUUAUGGGGUCGUAGGUACGAAGAUUCUUGCUUUUGACGUUUUGGGGCCUAACCCAAAUGUGGCAUUGGUUGUUGGAUAUGGACCUAGUCAUGAAUGCUUUGAAGAGCUCCAGAAACCGUAUGUAGUAGAAUCGGCUGGGGUAGUACUGAUAGUUAAUCGAAUCAUUCGACAAGUAUCCCCGUCCACUUUUUCCAAAGACGACCCCUAUAUUUUCGAGACGUGUGGGUUUACACUGUUCGAGGUUGAUUCAAGCGAAAAAGGGAAAUGGGUGGAAAAAACGAGCUUAGGCAACAGUGCCCUGUUCUUGGGUGGCAAUGCGUCCGUCUCUGUUGACGCCUCUAGAUUUCAAGGGAUCAAAGCUAACUGUAUCUAUUACACUGAUAGUUUCAAGCGAGGAGGAAAUUACAUGGGUAUUUACAACAUGGAAGAUGAAAGCCUGAGUCCUUGCUAUGAAGGGGAGCCUUGUAGUCUUAUUUGUCCACCGAUGUGGGUCAAUCCGUCACCCCACUGA